AUGAAGGACUACCACUACUACCAUUACUAUUGGGAUGACUGCGCGACAGCAGACAACGCGUCUGAGAAGAACUGUACGCGUCUCACGGAUCCAGACUUAUUUUCCAAUUACUAUUACUUUGAUUAUGAACUGAACAAGGGCCCGCCAAAUGUGACGCAGUUUUUCAUUCCGUUUGUUUUUACGGUGGCGUUUCUUAUCGGAAUCGUGGGAAACGUGCUCAUCGUGAUCGCAGUUAUCAGAAAUAAAAACAUGCGGACUUUGACCAACUUUUAUUUUCUCAAUCUGGCCCUGGCGGAUUUGGUGUUUUUGGUGUUUUGUGUGCCGUAUACUACCACCGUGUAUGUCUUGGAGUCUUGGCCAUUUGGGCAGUGGAUGUGUAAGUUGACCAAUUACCUUAUGAUUGUGACAAUGGCAACUUCCAUAGCGACGUUGACAGCGAUGACAAUCGACAAACACUACACCAUAUUGUACCCUAGUAGUUACAUCCGUNAAAAAUUGUUUGUUUAUUUUGUAAACAUCCCCAUUGUCCGGUAUAGGUUUUCCAUUGUUCAAAUGAUGUAA
Molecule: messenger RNA, 561 nt
Organism: Lingula anatina
Lineage: Eukaryota; Metazoa; Brachiopoda; Lingulata; Lingulida; Lingulidae
Product: allatostatin-A receptor-like
Source: RefSeq, a predicted model, not a curated record